AUGAAUACUCUUCACGGGAUCCUGGCCCAUGAAGGCCAGUCCCCUGACGGCAUCGUCUUCCGCCGUGGCGAUCAGGUCACCAUCUUCGAUGACGGCCGCAACGACAGCUGCAACAACGAGGUGCACGUCUUGAACCACCAGACCAACCAGGCCAUUGUCGUUCCUGUCUCGGCCGUCUGCUGGGUGCCGACACACAGCGAAAGCCGCCCAGCCGGCGUGACGCUGUUCACGAUAUAUGGACGUCGCAUCACCCACCACCAACCCGGCGACCCGAUGCCUUCUCUCGCCAACCGAGCCAUCAAGGUCCUGCUCGGCUCAGGCCACCAAGUCACACACACCAUCGUUACCGAAGACGACAUUUCGACGUGGGCUCAGCGCCUGGAGGAGCCCGAGCGACAAGCCUUUUUCACAUAUCAGUGGAACAGUUUGCUUUCUGACUGGCCUGCCCGAGACAUGAACGACCUGCUCUCGGCUUGGCCAUGCCAAGAUUCAGAUGGUCUCUCCGAGGGUGGUCUCUCCAUGGGGACUACCAACUCGUGCAUUAGUAGCCCGACCACGCCUGCAUCGAGUAUUGACCAGAUUGGAGGCCCGAGGCGUGAUUCUGCCGUCGAUGUUGGCUGUCCAUCUCACAACAAGGAUGGUCAGGACCCGAUGUGCUUCCCCGGCGACGAGUACUCCCGCGGCCCCAACCCCUACCUUGUCUCAUCUGAGCCCGGCUCCCCGACACGUUAUGAUGCCAUCCCCCUCCCAACCUUUGCAGAGCAGCAGAGCGUCAUCAAGCACGCCGCUCAGGCCGUGUCCGUGACAACAACCACAAUGGGUGAUCGACCCAGUGCCGGCUUCAUGGCGAGUUCGUACCUCGGUCCCAGCGUAGGCCAAAUAGGGGUAUACCACCGCCAGUGA
Verticillium alfalfae VaMs.102 is the source of this 903-nucleotide messenger RNA. RefSeq lists its product with no specific name. NCBI's taxonomy places the organism in Eukaryota, Fungi, Ascomycota, Sordariomycetes, Glomerellales, Plectosphaerellaceae. The transcript has 2 exons. The coding region runs from base 1 to 903 and encodes 300 amino acids. The record is from RefSeq and is a predicted model, not a curated record.